CAGAAGCCCUUUGCUCGUAAACAGCCCCAGAGGGGACAGAGGGCAGGGGAAGAAACGGUAGCCGCCGUCGGGGACCUCUUUCAGGGGCACAAGUUAAUGACCAACCAAGAUCAACACAUCUGGAGAGGGGUUCCCAAGCAGAGAGCCCAGGGAGCAGACCAACGGAGGAGGAGGACGACGACACGGGAGACGGCAGGAUGAGGAGCCUGCUUGCCCUGGUCCUGAGCCUUCUGGCCCUGGUGGACGUCAGCUGGACAUCUGUCCAGGACAAGGCUCGGGACAAGGCUCGGGACCUGGUGCUAGAGUUUUUCCAUAACCGGAGUCUUGUGCAGUACCUGUUCAAGGAGCGAGCCAUGACUGCCCUCAACAUGGAGGAGUUCCCCAUGGGGACCUACAUCCGUCUGCAGGUCGAACUGGAUCAGACGGUCUGCAGGAAAAGCCAACGGAGGACCGAAAACUGCCAGAUCAAAUCCAGAGGGAGGAAACAGACUUGCUUGGCUUGUUUCAAGUUUGACUCCAUUAACGAGGAGCGUGUGCUGGACCAAGCAAUCCACUGCCUCUCUCCGCAGAACAGCAACUUCCAGCACGCAAAGACCAUUCACGAGCAGAACUGCGAGGAAGUCAAGAAAGCCAACGAACAAUACUACCAGCCAGGCAGGUUUGCCUUUUCCAGAGGGCGCCAGUCUUAGAAAGGGGUCGGCAGUGCCUGAUGGGGAUGACAUUGAAUGGGCUGUUCUCUGCCGGCCAAGGUAAGAAGCCAUCAUCCUUCUUGCGGAGACAAGCAGAACCCCCCAUCAGUUUGGGUCUAGCCGUCACGGGGACAGAAACACCCGUCCUAGAAGAGGCUGCGCCUGAGUGCUUGUCUCAAAGCCCAGCUCUUAUUCUCUCUUUCUCUCUUCCCCUAAUAAAACUGUACAUGAAGAUUUCGUA
This is a messenger RNA of Pogona vitticeps (central bearded dragon), 930 nucleotides long. RefSeq names its product retinoic acid receptor responder 2 (gene RARRES2). Gene Ontology annotation, cellular component: extracellular matrix. Gene Ontology annotation, biological process: positive regulation of chemotaxis; regulation of lipid catabolic process; inflammatory response. The record is from RefSeq and is a predicted model, not a curated record. Lineage: Eukaryota; Metazoa; Chordata; Lepidosauria; Squamata; Agamidae. Gene Ontology annotation, molecular function: signaling receptor binding.